This is a messenger RNA of Pieris brassicae (large cabbage white), 3492 nucleotides long. It is a transcript of the gene Pmp70, whose product is annotated as ATP-binding cassette sub-family D member 3. Gene Ontology annotation, cellular component: peroxisomal membrane. The record is from RefSeq and is a predicted model, not a curated record. Bases 335 to 2335 code for a protein of 666 amino acids. Lineage: Eukaryota; Metazoa; Arthropoda; Insecta; Lepidoptera; Pieridae. Gene Ontology annotation, biological process: very long-chain fatty acid catabolic process; peroxisome organization; long-chain fatty acid import into peroxisome. The transcript is spliced from 15 exons. Gene Ontology annotation, molecular function: ATP hydrolysis activity; ABC-type transporter activity; long-chain fatty acid transmembrane transporter activity.
UGUGCUGAGAAUUAAUAUAUCAAUUAAAUAUUUAAUGUUGUGACUUUUGCUGUAACUUGUAAAGUUGGUAACUUUAUUUUAUCUUUCUCACGGCACUGUUUUGUUCCAAUUUUCGUUUCGUUUCUCGCAACAGCAAAAUUAGUAAAGUAGUUUCUACCACUAAUGCUUAAAGUCCAUCACAACCAAAAUAUUAGUGAGAAUCAGGGCACUGGGCAGUAAUCAUUCAUUAUUGGAAGGUGGUGGUUGUGUCGAUUGAGCGAGGUGAAUAUGUGUCAGUUGUAGGUGAUUGCACUAUAAAUUAUAAGCAUCUACAUCGACUUCGUAUACUUGUACAAUGGCUCCAAAUUUGAGCAAAUUGACCUCAAGGACUGAUGUCAAAAUCGCUAUAGCGGCUUCGGCUGCACUUGGUGCAUGGAUUUUGAAUAAUUCUAUUAAGUCAAGCAAAAUAAAACAUGUGAAGUCUGGUCAAAUCACAUUAGAAGAAAGUGUACAAUAUAUGAUAAAAGAUAAAAACAAAAAGAGCACAAAAGCCCAAGUGAAUGCUAAAUUUUUCAAGGAAUUAAAAGCAUUAUGGAAAAUUAUGGUGCCUGGACUAUGGACAAAGGAGAGUGGUUUUAUGGUGCUAAUAGCAUUGUCACUUAUUGCUAGAACAAUGUGUGAUUUAUGGCUUAUUCAACACACAACAUUCAUAGAAGGAUCAAUCAUCACAAUGAACAAAUUAGAAUUUAAAAAACUACUAACACAGUUCUUCAUGGCUAUGCCUUUGAUUUCAAUAGUAAAUAAUGUACUAAAAUGGAGUAUAGGAGAAGUAAAACUUAGGAUAAGGACAAAUCUUACUCUGCAUCUCUACGAGCAAUACUUAAAAGGAUUCACAUACUACAGAGUAACAAACUUGGAUAAUAGAAUAUCAAACGCUGAUCAACUCCUCACAACUGAUAUUGAGAAGUUCUGUGAUACUGUUAUAGACCUAUACAGUUAUAUUAGUAAACCCCUACUGGAUAUAUCUAUUUAUCUGUAUAGGUUAACAGUGAAUUUGGGACCCUCGACACCAGGCUUAAUGAUGGCGUAUUUAUUGGCUUCCGGUGUGUUUUUGACCUACCUACGAAGGCCUACAGCUCGUAUGACGGUGCAAGAGCAAAAAUUGGAAGGUGAAUAUAGAUAUGUCAAUUCGAGACUCAUCACCAAUUCUGAAGAGGUCGCAUUUUACCAGGGUAACCGACGCGAGCAACUGACGUUAUUAUCAAGUUUCUACAAGCUGACGAGGCAUUUGAGGAAUUUCCUCAACUUCCGGGUCGCGAUGGGAUUCAUAGACAACAUUGUUGCUAAAUAUAUUGCAAUCGUGGUUGGAUUCUACGCUGUGUCUCGGCCAUUCUUCGUUAAGAACCACAAUCUAUUAACUGUUGGCACAGAUCAAGAUAGGUUUAGGCAUUACUACACAUAUGGGCGUAUGUUAGUCAAAAUGGCCGAAGGAAUCGGCCGACUCGUCUUGUCCGGCCGAGAGUUGAGCAAGUUGGCCGGACUCACGUCCAGGGUCACUCAAUUACGGAGUGUCUUGGAAGAUAUUAAUACAGGAAAUUACGAGAGGACCAUGGUGGACCGACAACCUGGCUUGGGAUCGAGUGCAAUGGCGCUAACACCUGGGGCGGGUAAAAUUAUAUACCAAGACAAGAUUAUAAGGUUUGACAAAGUGCCACUGGUCACGCCCAACGGAGACGUACUCAUUAAGGAACUUACCUUUGAAGUAAAAUCCGGUAUAAACGUCCUAGUCUGUGGUCCGAAUGGUUGUGGGAAGUCGUCGAUGUUCCGAAUGCUUGGUGAACUUUGGCCUAUAUUUGGUGGUACCCUCAUAAAGCCACCUAAAGGCAAGCUGUUUUAUGUACCACAGAGGCCCUAUAUGACUUUGGGGACUUUCAGGGAUCAGAUAAUAUACCCACAAACUCGGGACGAAAUGAUUCGUCGGGGCCGUACGGACGAAGAGUUGGAGCGAUACCUCGACAUCGUACAGCUGUCGUAUCUUGUGACGAGGGACGGCGGCUGGGAUGCUGUAGAGGACUGGAUGGAUGUGCUCUCCGGCGGAGAGAAACAGAGGAUUGCGAUGGCGCGUCUUUUCUACCACGCGCCACAAUUCGCAAUUCUGGACGAGUGUACGAGUGCAGUCUCGGUUGACGUUGAAGGGCAGAUGUACCAAUACUGCAGAGAGAUGGGCAUUUCUCUAUUUACGGUAUCUCACCGUAAAUCAUUAUGGCAACACCACGAUCAUUAUUUACAAAUGGACGGUCGAGGGGGUUACGUUUUUGGGGAGAUCGAUAAUUCUACACAGGAAUUCGGAUCGUGAUUGUUCUACGUUGACAUGUAUAGAUUCUAUAUUGGACCAUAGACAAUGAAUUGACAAUUCACUUAAAGUAGUCGUUGUGUCAAAUUGUGUUUACGUUUCCGAGAAAAGAGACAGAUAGUAAAAACAUAUAUACAAAAUUUAUUUAUAAACAUUAAACUCAUUAUAAAUGUUAAAGUUGGUGUAUUAGACAAAAUUCUAUAUGUAUAUAUAGAAAAAAUAUGAAAAAGUGUGUUAUUGUGUCUGUGCGGAAAGAGUACCGGAGAGUAAGAGUUGUUAUGAAAAUGAUAAUGUUCUUGUAAAACGCAUUCAUUUAUACACAAAUUAUUUAUGUUUUCUAUUAAAUAUCAAGAUUACUGUUAAACCAGAAUGACGCAAAAAAGGUUAUGGAGCACUGCGACCUUUUUUUCCGCACAGACUAGCGAUUCGCCUAACAGUCACAGCUUUGCUACCGGAUUGCAAGUGAAAGUCUCGGUCAUAUCCUUGUCUAUGACUUUGGUCUAUAAUCUAUACACGUUACAAACUGCUAAUAGAGUAAAUAUUUUUAAGUAGCCAAUCUACUUUUUGACUUUUUGUACUAAUUUUGAAUACGUAAAAUUCGACUAUUGACAUUUUCAGUGAUUUUAUAUAUAAUGAACAAAUGUUUUUAUUAUUAUUAUUUUUAUUUAUAAUGGUGCUCGGUUAUUAAUUGGACCAUUGUUUAUUGCUUGAUAUAUUCCCAUAUAUAUAUUUACAUAUACAAUUUAACAAAAGCAAUUAAAAUCCUCAAGUUGUAUUAAAUAUAUUAAAUAAUGCUUUUGUAUAUAUUGAUUCAUUUAUUUAAAAACAAUCAAUUUUAAUUGCUUUAUUAAUCACACGAAGUUACUUAACUUAAUACAAUUAAAACAAUCCGUUAGUUUUUGAAACCGGGGGUGUUAUUUAUAACCAUACAAUAAAUAUAAGAUUAAAUAGUUUUUUUUUGUUUUUAUAUUAAUUAACUAUUUAAAGCUUAUAGUAGGUGUGAAUAAGGUAAUUAUAUCCAGUGCUAUUUUAUUGUAGUUUCAAAUAUCACAAAAAGUACAAAAUUUACUAUCUGUGCUCUAUAUAUACUAAUAUUAAACUAUAAUUAACUCUCAACUAAUAUAAUGCGUUUUAUCAAGAUGGUUAAGAGAUCUUUUAGU